This is a messenger RNA of Abrus precatorius (Indian licorice), 4573 nucleotides long. RefSeq names its product DNA-directed RNA polymerase III subunit 1. Gene Ontology annotation, molecular function: DNA-directed RNA polymerase activity; DNA binding. Bases 91 to 4293 code for a protein of 1400 amino acids. The record is from RefSeq and is a predicted model, not a curated record. Gene Ontology annotation, biological process: DNA-templated transcription. NCBI's taxonomy places the organism in Eukaryota, Viridiplantae, Streptophyta, Magnoliopsida, Fabales, Fabaceae. The transcript has 27 exons.
AACGCCUAUUUUGGGUUUCAAUUCAUUCUCCAUUCGUCGCGCGCGAAAAACCCUAAACCCUUUCUACGUUGUUCUGAGGAAGAAGCAGCGAUGAAUAGGGCGAGAACUGAAGGCAUAACCUUCACGAAGGAACCAUACAUCGAGGAUACAGGACCACGUAGAAUACAGAAUAUGAAGUUCUGCACGUUAUCAGAGUCGGAAAUCGGCAAAAUUGGUGAAGUUCAAGUGUGGAAGGGUGCUUACUAUGAUUCGUUUAAAAAGCCUAUUCAAGGAGGCUUAUUGGAUCCCCGCAUGGGCCCUGCUAAUAAGAGUCUUUUCUGUGCGACAUGCCAUGGGAACUUUCAGGACUGUCCAGGGCACUAUGGAUACUUAAACCUUGCCCUUCCUGUUUUCAAUGUUGGAUACUUAAGUAACAUUGUGGAAAUACUGAAGUGCAUUUGUAAGGGCUGUGCUCGUAUUCUCCUUGAUGAAGAUACCCGUAAAAAAUAUUUGACAGAGAUGAGAAGGCCCAAAAAAGCUGACGCAGAUAAGAUUGAUUUUGUGAAAGUUCAUGUAAUGAAGGAUUGUAGCAAAGUUGUGAAUUGCCCAAGAUGCGGAUAUAUCAACGGUAUAGUAAAGAAGGUUCCGUCUUCGCUAAGCAUCAUGCAUGAUUGCUCAAAAUGUAAAAAUGUUAUUUCCGAGGAGCUUGAAUCUGCACUCUCUCGUAUAAAAGACUCUAGGGUGACAACCAAUGUGUCUACUCGAAUUCUUAACCCUUUCCAAGUUCUUUCCCUGUUUAGAAGGAUGCAUGAUGAGGAUUGUGAAUUACUUCAUGUUGCUGAAAAACCGGAGAAACUCAUAAUAACUAACAUUAUUGUGCCACCUAUAGCCAUUCGACCAUCAGUUAUAAUGGAUGGAUCAUUGAGCAAUGAAAAUGACAUAACAGAGAGGCUAAAGAAUAUAAUCCAAGCAAAUGCUGUUCUUCGCCAGGAAUUACAAGAAUCCAGUGGUUCAUCCAAAUUUCUGGAUGGUUGGGAUAUGCUUCAACUUGAAGUUGCUCAAUUCAUAAAUAGUGAUGUUCGUGGUGUACCAUUCUAUAUGCAACCGUCCAAGCAACUGUCUGGUUUUGUUCAGCGCCUGAAAGGGAAGCAGGGACGUUUCCGUGGCAACUUAUCUGGGAAACGUGUUGAAUAUACUGGAAGGACAGUUAUUUCACCGGAUCCUAAUUUGAAGAUUUCUGAGGUUGCAAUACCCAUCCAUAUGGCUCGUAUAUUGACUUACCCUGAGCGAGUUACGCAUCACAAUAUGGAGAAGUUGAGACAAUGUGUGAGAAAUGGUCCUGAUAAGUAUCCUGGUGCAAGGAUGCUUAGACGUGAUGGAGGUCACUCAUGGUCCUUACAAGUUCUUUCUAGGAAGCGUGCUGCAGAUGAAUUGAGGAUUGGUGAUAUUGUUGAUCGCCAUUUGGAAGAUGGAGACAUUGUUCUUUUCAAUAGACAGCCAAGCUUGCAUCGGAUGUCUAUUAUGUGUCACAGGGCAAGGAUUAUGCCUUGGAGAACUUUGAGAUUCAAUGAAUCUGUAUGUAACCCAUAUAAUGCUGACUUUGAUGGUGAUGAGAUGAACUUACAUGUUCCACAGACUGAGGAGGCUCGAACAGAGGCUAUUUUGUUGAUGGGGGUGCAAAACAAUUUGUGCACACCAAAAAAUGGCGAAAUUCUUGUUGCCUCUACUCAAGACUUUUUAACCUCUUCUUUUCUUAUGACCAGGAAAGAUACUUUUUAUGAUCGUUCUACCUUUUCACUUGUUUGCUCAUACAUGGGGGAUGGCAUGGAUUUUGUUGACCUGCCAACUCCUGCAAUUAUUAAGCCUGUUGAGCUUUGGAGUGGUAAGCAGUUAUUUAGCAUUAUCCUGCGCUCACAUGCAAAUGUGAGAGUCUAUGUGAAUCUUACUGUUAAGGAGAAGACAUACAGCUCAAAGCUUGAUGACAGGAAAAGAGAAUUGAAAACAAUGUGCCCAAAUGAUGGGUUUGUUUAUUUUCGUAAUAGUGAGUUGAUCUCUGGACAACUUGGAAAGGUUACUUUAGGAAAUGGCAAUAAGGAUGGACUUUUCUCUGUGUUACUAAGAGACUAUAAAGCACAUGCUGCUGCUUCUUGCAUGAAUCGUUUAGCUAAAUUGAGUGCACGAUGGAUCGGAAAUCAUGGGUUCUCAAUAGGCAUUGAUGAUGUCCAACCAAAAGAGAUACUGGUCAACAAGAAAGAUGAAACAAUUUCAGAUGGUUAUAGGAAAUGUGAUGGUUUUAUAGAAGCAUUCAAUAAAGGAAAACUAGAACUCAAAGCUGGUUGUGAUGCUGCUCAAACAUUGGAAACUCUGAUAACAGGGGUAUUGAAUGGAAUACGUGAUACAGCAGGGAAGGUUUGCAUGCAAACCCUACACUGGAGAAAUAGUCCAUUGAUCAUGUCACAGUGUGGCUCCAAAGGAUCACCUAUUAAUAUUAGUCAAAUGGUUGCCUGUGUUGGUCAACAGUCAGUGGGUGGUCGUCGUGCUCCUAAUGGGUUUGUAGAUCGAAGCCUUCCUCAUUUCCCAAGAAAAGCUAAAACCCCUGCUGCUAAAGGAUUUGUUGCUAAUUCCUUUUACAGUGGAUUGUCAGCUACUGAGUUUUUCUUCCAUACAAUGGGAGGGCGAGAAGGGCUUGUUGAUACAGCGGUUAAAACUGCAGACACUGGAUACCUGUCUCGUCAAAUAAUGAAAUCUCUAGAGGACUUGUUUGUAAAUUAUGAUUGCUCUGUAAGAAAUGCUGCUGGUGGUAUUGUUCAAUUUUGCUAUGGAGAUGAUGGCAUGGAUCCAGCAGGCAUGGAAGGGAAAAAUGGAAAACCUUUAAAUUUUGAGCGGUUGUUUUUGAGAAGCAAGGCCAUAUGCCCCAGCGAUAGAGAUGAUGAAAUUUUAACUUCCUCAGAUGCAUGUAAAGUAGUUCAUGAGAAGCUUUCAGAAAUUGGUAUGUCUAGGUCAGUGGAGAAGGGGGUUUCAGAGGAUGAUAUAUUGUCAGAGGAGGUGGGAUCCUCUGCUGACUUUGUUAAUUCUCUGCUAUCCUUUAUAAAAAAUAGUACAAAAAUAACUGAAGAAACUUUUAUCGAAGAUAUUUCUGAAGAGAUGAAAAAAUUUGGGCAGAGGAUAUCUGGGAUCACCCGUAGACAACUGGAGGUUUUUGUGAAUAUCUGCCUAUCUCGUUACCGUUCAAAAAAAAUUGAGGCUGGAACUCCUUGUGGUGCAAUUGGGGGUCAUAGUAUAGGGGAACCUGGGACCCAGAUGACUUUGAAAACUUUUCACUUUGCUGGGGUUGCAAGCAUGAAUGUUACUCUUGGAGUUCCUCGUAUCAAAGAAAUAAUUUGUGCAAGCAAAAAGAUCAGUACACCAAUUAUCACUGCAAUGCUUGAAAGUGAUGAUAAUGCAAAUACUGCAAGGAUGGUAAAGGGUCGAAUAGAAAAAACAAAUUUAGGCCAGGUUGCAAAGAGUAUAAAAGUUGUUAUGAGUUCAAGGUUAGCUUCAGUUGUUAUCACACUUGACAUGGAACGAAUCCAAGCUGCGCAUCUAAAUAUAGAUGCUAAUAUUGUAAAAGAAUCUAUUUUACAAACUAAAAAGACAAAAUUGAAGCCAGAGCAUAUUAAGAUUUUAGAUAUUAAAAAGCUUGAAGUUGUUCCCCAAGAUGCGGAUAAGAGUAAAGUCCAUUUUCAGCUUCACUAUCUCAAAAAUUUACUUCCAUCAGUUGUAGUAAAGGGAAUUAAAACUGCAGAACGCAUUGUUAUCAGUAAAGAAGAAGAUAAAGUGACGAAGGUCGAAAAGUUUAAAUUACUGGUGGAAGGCACGGGCCUUCAAGAUGUUAUGGGAGUUGAAGGGGUUGAUGGACGUAAAACUGUUAGUAAUCAUAUCCAUGAAGUACGAGACGUAUUAGGAAUUGAAGCUGCCAGAAAGUGUAUCGUUGAUGAGAUCAAUUUUACAAUGGGAAGUCAUGGAAUGAGUAUAGACAUACGCCAUAUGAUGCUUCUAGCCGAUGUGAUGACUGGCAGGGGUCAAGUCUUUGGAAUAAAUAGAUUUGGAAUAUCAAAGAUGGGUAAAAGUGUACUAAUGCUCGCAUCAUUUGAGAGGACAGCAGAUAUUCUUUUCCAGGCAUCGGUACAUGGGAAGGACGAUUUGAUUGAAGGAGUAAGCGAAUCCAUAAUCAUGGGUAUACCGAUUCGGAUAGGCACCGGAAUGAUCAAGGUCAAACAAAGGUUGGAUCCGCCGGAGUUGCCUCGUGGAACCAGUCCUAUUCUUCUAUCUUGAAUUUGAAAUGUAUAUUUGCAGCAAGAAUGUGGAUCAUCCAGGUCGGAAUGCUCUGAACGUUGUCAGCUUAAGUUCGGAAAUUUUGUCAUUUAUGUGCAUAUAUUUUGUCUAGAACAAUUGCAAGAACCAUCCAUGCAUGCAUGAGUUGAGAUUUCUUGGCUCCUGAAUUAUCUUUAUCCAUUGUGUAAGAAUUCAAUCUUACCCACAAAAUGUUAACCAUUUUAUUGAUUAAUGUUUAUUGUAAAAUAUAACAUUUUAUAAAUGAUUCAAUACAAAUUUU